Messenger RNA from Camelus dromedarius (Arabian camel), 676 nucleotides. Its product is annotated as POU domain, class 6, transcription factor 2. Bases 71 to 676 code for a protein of 201 amino acids. The transcript has 3 exons. Lineage: Eukaryota; Metazoa; Chordata; Mammalia; Artiodactyla; Camelidae. The record is from RefSeq and is a predicted model, not a curated record.
AGGACACGCACACUAAAGCUGCCACUUUUUUUUCCUCCCCUUCACUCUUUUCCCCCCAUCCUAGGAUCCAAUGAUAGCUGGACAAGUCAGUAAGCCCUUGCUGUCAGUGCGGAGUGAAAUGAGUGCGGAGUUGAGAGGUGAGGACAAGGCUGCUACUUCAGACAGCGAGCUGAAUGAGCCCCUGCUUGUUCCUGUGGAAUCAAAUGACAGCGAGGACACUCCCAGCAGGCUCUUCGGGGCCAGAGGAAACCCGGCACUGUCAGAGCCAGGCACUCCUGAACAACACCAGGCCAGUCAGACCCACCCCCCGUUUCCGGUUGGGCCACAGUCGCUUCUGACGGCACAGCAGUUAGCCUCUGCUGUCGCCGGUGUAAUGCCGGGAGGCACGCCAGCCCUCAACCAGCCCAUCCUCAUCCCCUUCAACAUGGCCGGACAGCUAGGAGGGCAGCAAGGACUGGUCCUCACACUGCCUACUGCGAACCUCACCAACAUCCAAGGGCUGGUGGCAGCAGCUGCAGCCGGAGGCAUUAUGACCCUGCCAUUGCAAAAUCUACAAGGUAACCAACCGACCCACUGUGUCCCUGUGCCACGUAGGGCUCUAGCCACUGGCCAGAGUUCUCUGAAGUGGACAAGUGUCCUGAAGGUUGAAUGUGGUUCAGAGUUGCUUCCACCAUAA